AUGAUAGUUGUACAAGAUGAGAUCCUCACUCCCCACCACCACUGUGGCAGCCAGGAGGAAUGCAAGGAACUUGUUUCCAUUGUUUUGCAGUCAUCCAACUCUCUGAAGGCAUCUUAUGAAGACUGGCUGCUGUCAUAUGGCUUGAGUGUCUCUCCUUUUCACAUGCGAUGGCAAACAGCUCUCUUCAACCGCCAGUUCUACAACUGGGGGAGAUGGAAGCCCAGAUUUCUCUAUUUAUGGUUCAGCAUAGGAAUGGUGUUUGGUAUAGUUGCCAUGUUUGGCUCUGUUAUUCUUCUUGGAAAGACACUGAUGCAAACACUGACACAGAUGCUUACUGAGGCACCGAAAGCCCAGAAUGAUCGUAUGCUGCAAGUUGUGGUGCCUGGUGUAAAUUUGCCAGUCAGCCAGCUGACCUAUUUCUUCUCUGCAAUCCUCAUCAGUGGUGUGAUACAUGAAGUCGGCCAUGGGGUGGCAGCUAUUCGAGAACAAGUACGAUUUAAUGGAUUUGGGAUUUUUAUCUUCAUUGUCUAUCCUGGAGCUUUUGUAGACCUCUUCACAACCCACUUACAACUGAUAUCUUCAGUGCAGCAAUUAAGGAUAUUUUGUGCAGGAGUGUGGCAUAAUUUUGUUCUUAGUGUUGCAAGCUUCAUGGUGUUGUUUCUGCUGCCAGCCAUUCUUUUCCCUUUCUAUUACACGGGUGUUGGGGCACUUGUCACUGAGGUUGCAGAGGAUUCUCCUGCCAAUGGGCCACGAGGUCUUUUUGUAGGAGACCUUGUCACUAACCUACAAGAUUGCCCCGUUUAUAGUGUGGAAGACUGGAAUUCCUGUCUGGGAGACAUUUCAGAGAAGUCACAGGUUGGCUACUGUGUAAGUGCAGCCACCCUACAGCAGUUAAGCUUUCCAGCUAGAGUCUAUAGAAGACUCGAUGGCACGGUUGAAUGUUGUAGUAACAACAGUCUCACAGACAUUUGCUUUUCCUAUAGCAAUAACUUGGACAGCCACUUGUAUGCCUGUCUGCCAGCACGAAAAGUUAUUGAGGCCAGCAAAGUUUGUCGAAGCAACAUGGACUGCCAGAAGGACUUUGUUCCAAGCUUUUGUGUGACUCCUUCUUUAGAGAACCAAACAAGGCUAAUAAGGGUGAAACAUCCACCCCAUAUUGACAUGUUGUUUGUAGGACACCCCAUGCAUCUUCAGUACACAGUAAGUCUCAGCAGUUUUGUACCACGACAAAACUUCCUAAGCAUUGAUCUCCCUGUGGUGAUAGAGACAUUUUGCAAAUACCUAAUUUCAUUGUCAGGAGCACUGGCAGUUAUCAAUGCUGUACCCUGCUUUGCUUUGGAUGGACAGUGGAUAUUAAAUUCAUUCCUGGAAGCCACUCUGAGCUCCCUGAUUGUAGAAAAACAAAACCGAGAGCUUGUUGGCUUUUUAAUUUUGCUUGCUGGUAGUGCACUUUUGGCUGCCAAUGUUGCACUGGGACUUUGGAUGGUGACAGCACGAUAG
Messenger RNA from Chaetura pelagica (chimney swift), 1500 nucleotides. It is a transcript of the gene MBTPS2, whose product is annotated as membrane-bound transcription factor peptidase, site 2. The transcript is spliced from 11 exons. The record is from RefSeq and is a predicted model, not a curated record. Gene Ontology annotation, cellular component: cytoplasm; membrane. Gene Ontology annotation, molecular function: protein binding; metalloendopeptidase activity. Bases 1 to 1500 code for a protein of 499 amino acids. NCBI's taxonomy places the organism in Eukaryota, Metazoa, Chordata, Aves, Apodiformes, Apodidae. Gene Ontology annotation, biological process: regulation of response to endoplasmic reticulum stress; membrane protein intracellular domain proteolysis.